This is a messenger RNA of Colius striatus (speckled mousebird), 4633 nucleotides long. RefSeq names its product zinc metalloproteinase-disintegrin-like NaMP. Gene Ontology annotation, cellular component: plasma membrane. Bases 83 to 2503 code for a protein of 806 amino acids. NCBI's taxonomy places the organism in Eukaryota, Metazoa, Chordata, Aves, Coliiformes, Coliidae. Gene Ontology annotation, biological process: proteolysis. The transcript has 24 exons. Gene Ontology annotation, molecular function: metalloendopeptidase activity. The record is from RefSeq and is a predicted model, not a curated record.
GGGCUGCUCACAGCCAGACACAGACAGGGAACCCAACUUUCCCAGACCACGGAGACAAGCCCACGAGACAAACGCAGCCCAGAUGACUCCCAGGCUUCUUGUUUCUGUUGUUUUGCUACAUGUUCUCCAACAAGGGAGCACGAGCAAGAAAUUACCUGGAGUGGAGCAAUAUGAAAUAGUUUACCCACAGAAGUUGCACACAGUACAAAAGAGAGAUGUAGAAAGAAACAAAGAGAGAAAAUAUGAUGACACAAUGGAGUAUGGAAUCAAAGCCAAUGGAGAGGAAGUUAUACUGCACCUAGAAAAAAAUAAGCACCUCCUGGCUAGAGAUUACACUGAAACAGUUUAUUCGGAUGAUGGUCGACAAAUAACAACGAGCCCUCAGAUCAAGGAUCACUGUUAUUAUGAAGGUUACAUUCAGGAUGAUGCUGAUUCCACAGCGAGCAUCAGUGCUUGCAAAGGUCUAAGUGGAUACUUUGAGACCCGUGGUCAGAAGUACCUCAUUGAGCCCUUGGGAACUUCAGACAGAGGUGAACAUGCAGUCUAUAAGUAUGAGAAACUUGAACAAAAAGCCAUACAAACCUGUGGUCUAAUCAACAAUACCUGGGAAUCAGAUUCCAGUGACCCCACCAACGACAUCUUCAAGUCCAGCAACAGUCCAGAAAUGAAGGCAUAUCUGAAAGCAAAGAAGUACCUGGAAGUUUACAUCGUUGCAGACAAUUCUUUGUAUAAGAAGUACGAUGAAGAUGUUAAAACUAUAAGACAAAGGAUAUUUGGGAUGGUCAAUUACAUCAACAUGGUUUAUAAGGCCAUAAAUGUCUACGUGGCUUUAAUUGGCCUGGAAAUCUGGACAGAUGGCAACAAAUGCCUCCUGAGUCGUGCUGCAGGAUUCACUCUGGACAGCUUCUCAAAGUGGCGUCUGUCAGACUUGUUGAAGAGGAAGAGAAAUGACAACGCACAGCUAAUCACAGGCUAUGACUUUGAGGGGACAACGAUUGGAUUAGCCUUCCUAAAAUCCAUCUGCAGUGAUACAUUUUCUGCAGGUAUUAUUCAGGACCAUAACCGAAAUGAGAUUGCAGUGGCAGCUACCAUGGCACAUGAGAUGGGACACAACCUUGGCAUGAGUCAUGACACUGAUGCCUGCACGUGCAAUGCUCCAGUUUGUAUCAUGACAGAUACUGUCAGUUCUAUCGUCCCCAAGAAGUUCAGCUCUUGCAGCCUCCAAAGCUUUGAGAAAUACAUGCUGAGUGAGAUGCCAAAAUGCUUAACUAACAUCCCAGACCCAAGCAGCAUCGUUGCACCUCCAUCCUGUGGAAAUGGCUUUGUGGAGCAAGGAGAGGAAUGUGACUGUGGCACUCCUGAGGAGUGCACAAACGACUGCUGCGAUCCCGAGACGUGCAAGCUGACAGCAGGCUCCACGUGUGCACAUGGAGAGUGCUGUGAAAACUGCCAAUAUAAAAAGCCAGGAGCUAUUUGCAGAGAGGUUAAAGAUGACUGUGACCUGGCUGAGAUGUGCAGCGGCUUCUCUGAGCACUGCCCAGCCGAUCGGUUCCGGGUGAACGGGUACCCCUGCAACUACGGCGAAGGUUAUUGCUACAUGGGAAGCUGUCCCACCCGAGAAAACCAGUGCAAAGCUGCUUUUGGAGUGGAGGCUACUGAAGGUGCAGCUUCCUGCUACCGGAUGAACGAGAAAGGGGUGUAUUAUGGAUACUGCAGGAAAGAACAAGGUAGUCACGUCCCCUGUCCAAAAAAAGACAUCAUGUGUGGGAAGUUGUUCUGUACGGGGGGCAAGGAGAUGCCUCGUGAUGGCAGCCUGGUGACUUUUGACUCCUGCAAAGCGAGUUUUCCUAGAAAUGAAGAAGCAGACCCAGGGAUGAUUCUCGAUGGAACCAAGUGUGGGAAUGGGAUGGUGUGCAGCAAUGGAGAAUGUGUCUAUGCUGAAGAUAUCUUUAGAUCAACCAACUGCUCUGCCAAGUGCAGUGGACAUGCUGUGUGUGACCAUGAGUUGCAAUGCCAGUGUGAAGAAGGAUGGGCACCACCGACCUGUGACAGCUCAUCAGCUGUCACCAGCUUUGCUAUUGUUGCUGGUGUGCUGGUUGUCCUUGCUGUCACAGCAACUGCAGCAGUGCUACUCACCCGCUCCCGAGCGUUCAACAAGAGCUGCCAGAGAAGGGGACCUGGAGCCACCAACCAAGUCUUUGCAGAUCAAGAACAAAGAUGCAGAGAACACCCUGUGCAGGCAGUACCUGCCCAGGAGGUGAAUGAUAAGAAACUGCUCCUUCCUGUACCUCCACUGCCAACAAACAAACCACAGCACCAGAGUCCUGUCAUAAGGCCAAAAGGUCCCCCACCCCCACCUCCAGUUCCUUCUGCCAAACCAACCUCUUCUCACACAGAAGAGACUUUUGUACCAGAGAGGAAACCUCCUCAUCUCCCAGUUCCCAAAGGCAAACCUCCACCUCCUCCAAAGGCUUUAAAACCUCCAAUUAAUCCCAGAGUAUGAAGCAUCUGAUGAAGACACCAGGAAUUUUCAGGGACAACUUGUUUGUCCCUUGGUUCUUCCACUUUUGGCAAAGGCAACCAAGACAAUCUGCUUUGUUCCCUUUGAAAACAAGAGCAACUGACUGACAGCUGCUUUGAAAGAAAAAGGUUGUGUUUCAGCAGCAACAAACUCUUUGAUGGUGACAAGAAGAUACUGUCCAAAAGGAACUGCAGCAGAAUCGCUGCUUGCACUGAGGUGUAGACUGGGAAUAAGUUAUGAAAGCUGCUUAACACCUCCCAACUCCCAGAGCACCACCACCACAAGAUGUGGCUGCCCUGGGAUGUCCUGCAUCUACAGCACUUGUCUGGGUACAGACCUGAGAUGAUCAGGGAAAGUGUGGCUACUACAUGUUUGUACAUUGUCAGCUUCUUGGCACAUUUCUGGACCUUUGCCAUCCCUCUCUCCAGCCAUGGAGCUGACCUCCUCUCCUUCAUGCACACCUUGGCAAGGUCUGGAAACAGAGAAACCCUUCCUGCCCUUUGGAGAAACGUUUGUGUCCUCCAGGCUGUGGAUUAAUACCAUCACACACUGGAAAUGCAUUGAUCCUUUUGGAUUGGACUCACUGAAUCUUUAGAUUACCUGUGAAUCCUUCUGUUGAACAGGUAAAACUGGAGAUAUGCUCAAAAGCAAAACACACAGGAGUCAAACCACUUGUUUCUUGCAAGUGCUCCAGAGCUCUGGCUGUGCCAGUUUAAAAAGAGCUCCAGCUGCCACCACUGCACUUGGACAGCAACAUUCAGAAACGCACAGUCAACAAAACCCUUAAUCAUUUAUUUCAUUUGCCCUCCAGCUCCAGAAAUAUCUGACUGUUUCUCCCUUCCAGGAUAUACACACCUUGAUGGUUUUGUUUAAUUGCACUUGCAAUUAAAGGUGUGUUAUUGCAAAGUUGCUAAUGAGAACAGGGCUGAGCACAGGGCUUUGUUAUUGUGGGACAGCAUCACAGCUUGAGGCUUUGCACACUGGUUUUUGGACUGAGGGGUGUCUUCAUUCCUCCUGGCCUCUUGGCAUCAGCAUUGUUGACACUACUGGCCUGCUGGCAUAGAUCUGCAUGAUACUGUUGGCAUUGCUGUUGGUGCUGUGAGAGGGUGCUGGCACUGAUGCUGUUGUUGCCCUUGGCACUGGUACAUUCAUCUGGUUGGCAUCGAUAUUUUUAAGAGCACAGAAGGACUUGUCAAGGAACACAAAUUUUACCAAGGAGAAAAAGACAAAAAGAAAGAGAGAGAGAAAGCAAACUGCCCUGGACCCAAAGUCCUCCAGAUUUUAUGGAGGUUCCAGCUUGAACUGGAUCAGGAUCAGAAUUAGAACCUGGAUCCAAAUCCAUUAUGCUGUGGCUCAGGCAGUUUCCAGCCCUUGGGCAUAGUGGCUUUGCUAGAGAAGACCACACUGGCUGCCAAAAGCCCAAAACCAGAUCUGAGGCCUUGGGCCAGGACUGCACACAUUAACUGUUACCUGCUUCUGACCAAGGCCUGUUAGGACUUUAAAAAAGCCUGAAACCUUCUACUCCAGCUCAUGAACCAGCCCAUGGCUCCUCUGGAGACAUUCAAACCCAGCUGGAUGAGAUCCUGUGUGGCCUGUUCUAGCUGGUCCUGCUCUGGCAGGGAGGCUGGGUAGGAUGAUCUUUCAAGGUCCCUUCCAACCCCUAAGGUUCUGUCAAAUCCUGCUCCAUGUACUCUUGUUUGCACACUGAACACAUAACUGUGCUGCCACUUUUCAAAGGCAGAGCUUUCUUAUUUCCAGGGGCCAUGGCUGCAGCUGCAGAACCCUCAGCUCUGACACACAAAUUCAUCUCCAAACACCUAAUUUCUUCUCUAGGGCCAGGCUUGAUUGGAGGUUGCCAGUCAAGAACUGUGUGCUCUGCAAAGCACAGAUGUGAUGAAAUGCCAGCCUUCAGUUUGAGGAGUGAGAUGAGUUUCCUAUUUAAGGACAGAUAUGAUUUGGAAGGGAUUACCUCUCUUCCCCUUCAGAUAAUUGCUUCUUUAUUUGAGUCAGCAAUGCAUUUUCAUCUGUAUUUUGACUAUGGUGUAAAGAUUGAGAGCUCAUUUUUUAUGGCCUCUCAUUAAUGCAUUUACAGAGAUUUCUGUAUUAAAAGUA